UGCUGACUAGCAGGUGCGUCCGAAGGAAUGUUCCCUGAUUCAAGAGAAUUCAAACCCCACUGUUUGGUUGGAAUUGCCACGGUUUCGGGGCACCGAUAAUUUUAUUUAAUAGUCGACAUCUGCCAAACAUAUUUCUCUCGCAUCUAGCGGUUAUACCUCAUAUCUCACUCGUCUUCUUUACUGAGCCCAUCUAUCCCGUUGCAAUUGAAGUCUCCUUUUCUUAAGAUCUUAUUAAUCAAAUUUUAUACACACAUUCAAACAUAAUAUACCACGCAUACCGUGCUCAAGGCAACAAUGGCCACCAAACCAUUCCAGCAUCUUCUCCAAGAUAAGAAACACGUCAUCCACACUCCUGAAGAAACCUCCAAAAUCAAAGUUGAAAACUGCAUUGGAUUCGUCAAGGUUCCAGUCGGAAUUGCAGGGCCAUUACUGGUCGACGGUCCCAAUGCCACAAAUGAGCAAGUCUACGCAACCCUCGCCACAACCGAGGCCGCUCUAGUCGCCAGCUGUGCCCGAGGUUGCAAGGUCUUCAAUGCCUGUGGCGGUCUGCAAUUCGACAUCCUCGGGGAAGGCAUGUCUCGGGCGCCUGUGUUCAAGUUUCCAACGCCACGACACGCUAUCCACUUUGCCAAAAGCGUCCCCGAGCUGCAGAGCCAAUUCACCACCAUCGCUGAAUCGACCAGCCGGCACCUCCGCCUUCAACACAUUGUUCCGCAUAUCGUAGGGUCCAGCGUACAUCUGUACAUCAGUUACUACUGCGGCGACGCGUCCGGUCAGAACAUGGUUACGAUCGCGACGCAGAAGGCCUGCCAAAUGCUCGUCACUUCGCCACAGGGUUCGGAGUAUGAAAUCAUCGGUUUCCAAAUUGAUGGGAACAUCUCCUCGGACAAAAAGCCGUCGUGGGGUAAUGUCCGGAUGACUAGAGGUGUAGAGGUCAUGGCCUGGGGAACGCUUACGAACUCAGCCUGCGAGAAGAUUCUCGGCACAUCGUCUUACAACCUCUAUACUACCCUGAUAACAGGUAAAGAAGGCGGGAUCCGCAACGGGCAAUUUGGCUGUAAUGCCAACACGUCGAAUAUCGUUGCGGCCAUCUUUAUCGCGACGGGGCAAGAUGCUGCGUGCGUUGCGGAAGCGUGUUGGAGCCAUCUCGUUCCGGAGUAUGACUUUGAUACCAAGGAUUUGAAGGUCUCGUUGUACUUGCCUUCUUUACCUGUUGGUGUGAUUGGUGGUGGGACGGUUUAUGAGACGCAGAAGGAGUGUCUCCAGAUCAUGAAGUGCGCAGGACCAGGCAUGAAGGGGCGCUUUGCAGGAUUGAUUGCAUCUUUUGCGUUGGCGCUAGAUGUCAGCACUUGCAGUGCUGUUUCCAACCACACUUUCUCGCAGAGCCAUCAAAGGUUGGCUCGUACAUCGCAGCAGCGAAAACCGAAAUCCAAGAUAUGAUCUUGAGAUCCUAUAGAUGAAAGAAUUGGGUGGACAGGGGUAGAGAGCUUGUAUCGUCCUGGCUUAGGCGAAUGAUAUGAAUAUGACCCUAUCAA
This is a messenger RNA of Aspergillus pseudotamarii, 1535 nucleotides long. RefSeq names its product hydroxymethylglutaryl-CoA reductase. Gene Ontology annotation, molecular function: protein binding; hydroxymethylglutaryl-CoA reductase (NADPH) activity. The transcript has a single exon. Gene Ontology annotation, biological process: isoprenoid biosynthetic process; coenzyme A metabolic process. The coding region runs from base 295 to 1440 and encodes 381 amino acids. Lineage: Eukaryota; Fungi; Ascomycota; Eurotiomycetes; Eurotiales; Aspergillaceae. The record is from RefSeq and is a predicted model, not a curated record.